This is a messenger RNA of Marmota flaviventris (yellow-bellied marmot), 3147 nucleotides long. Lineage: Eukaryota; Metazoa; Chordata; Mammalia; Rodentia; Sciuridae. The record is from RefSeq and is a predicted model, not a curated record.
CUGCGCGCGCGUCUUCCUCCAGCACGCGCCGCCGCUAGCUUAGCACUCUUACUGGAGCCUCUGGCCCGCGCGUUCCUUUUCCCCCCGGCUGUGGAGCAGGCGGGAUCUUGCACCGCCGUCGGGGCAGCCAGAGCUAGUUAAGGCAGCGGCACGCGAGCCUCAGGGCGGAGCGUACCACCGCUCGACAGCACGCGGGGGGAGCCGCCCGCCCCGCCUCACACGCCUCGGCGAGCCCGCGGGGCUGAGGCGUCUGCGCGCCCGGCAGCGUGAGCGCAGAGCCGGCCUCGACCCCGAGCUCCAAGCGGCCGCGCCCGCCGCCGGCCCCACCCAUCCGGGCCGAGGAGGCCGCGGCCAUGGCCGAGACGGAGGAGCGGAGCCUAGACAACUUCUUUGCUAAGAGGGAUAAGAAGAAGAAGAAGGAGCGGAGCAGUCGGGCGGCGAGCGCCGCAGGCGCGGCGGGCAACGCGGGCGGGAGCAGCGGAACGGCGGGCGGCGGGCCGGGCGCGGGGACCAGGCCGGGCGACGGCGGGACGGCAGGCACAGGGUCCCGGCCGGGCGAUGGAGGGACCGCAGGCACGGGGGCCACGGGCCCCGGGGCCGCCACCAAGGCCGUGACGAAGGAUGAAGAUGAAUGGAAAGAAUUUGAGCAGAAAGAGGUUGAUUACAGCGGACUCAGAGUUCAGGCAAUGCAGAUAAGUGAAAAAGAAGAAGAUGACAAUGAAAAGAGAGAAGAUCCAGGUGAUAACUGGGAAGAAGGAGGAGGUGGUGGAGGUAUAGAAAAAUCUUCAGGUCCCUGGAAUAAAACAGCUCCGGUACAAGCGCCUCCUACUCCAGUAGUUGUUACAGAAACCCCAGAACCAGCAAUGACUAGUGGUGUGUAUAGGCCUCCUGGGGCCAGGCUAACCACAACAAGGAAAACACCACAAGGACCACCAGAAAUAUACAGCGACACACAGUUCCCAUCCCUGCAGUCCACUGCCAAGCAUGUAGAAAGCCGAAACAGGGAUAAAGAAAUGGAGAAGAACUUUGAAGUAGUAAGACACAAAAAUAGAGGUAGGGAUGAGGUUUCAAAAAACCAGGCCCUUAAACUUCAGCUAGACAACCAGUAUGCUGUGCUUGAAAAUCAGAAAAGCAGCCACACACAGUACAAUUGAGGAAUGGUCUUUGCUAACCCUUCUGAGGUAACUAGACCACUGCUUAUCACCAUGAACCUUUCAUCCGAUCUCUGUUGGACCUACAGCAGCUGAUGCAGACCCCUCGGUUUAAGUGACUGGCUCUGUUGCACUGUGGAAGUUUAAAGUGUCACAACUGCUCUUUAUGUAUACUGGAUUUAGGAGAGCUUCCAUUGUUAUAUAAAUGUGUGGACUAGAUUCAGCAGUGUUAUUUCAUAAUUGCUCUGCAAAUACAAAAAACCAAAACCUGCAGCAGUGGUCAUUUCAAAAAUCUUUUUAUGUUCAGAUACUGAGCCUUCGUAAGGGUUGACUACCUCAGAUUUGCUGCAUUCAUUGUGGACUUCAUGUGGAUCACAACUUCUGGAUAAGAAGGUUACAGCUAUUAAGGUGUCGAUAUGAACCUUGAAACCAGCUCUACUGGAUUCCUAUCAGAAAUCCUGCAGAAAGUCAGCCAUCUGGGUUCUGAUCUGCUGUAAAAGAUGAAGAUUUAAGUGACCUUAAUUAACCUGUCCUGUCCCCCACCCUAAGGAAUACUCUGUAGUAGGCUGUGGCUAUAUUAUACUUCCUGGAACAUGCCGCUCAAAAGAACUGUGUUCAGAUCAUCUAUGUAGGGCUGUGAAUUAUAAUUUAAGUUUUUAGUUAUAGUCUGAGGUAAACUACAAAUUGAAUUCAACCAAACUUGGGUCUACCAAGUGGGAAAAGGGGUGGGGGAAGGAAUAAUCUCGUUUCUCUUAGUCAUUUUUUAUUUGGAUAGUGCUUUUUCUGUGUUCCACAUUAAGGCCUUUUUUGCUUUGACUUGGAAUAAGUUCUUUGACAGCAUAUUGCUUGGUUAGGUAAGUAACCUGAAAUAUGCAUUAGAAUUGUGAAAUGUCUCCUGAAUUUGCCAAUCCCUGGAGUGGAACCAAAUAGCCUUUGACAUAAGGGGCAGCAAAUGCUGGACACUCUACUUCAGGUGCUGCUAAAGCCUCCAGUCAGGUCUAAAUUUACAGUACACUGCUGUGGAGACAGCGGUUUCUACUCAAACUAAGGGAUUCAAGCAAUGUGAGCAAAACCACCCACAAUCCAUUUAAGUGUCCUGGAUCUUGUAUGGGUGUUGAUAAGAGUUCCUUACAUACCUGUGUCCAAAUUUUUAAGGUAUUAAAACAUUCUAAAGAUACAGUGAUUGUCCCCACUAGCUCUGUUACCAGCCUUUUAGAGUGUCUCUAAUAGUGUUCAUUUAGAAAGGCAGGGCAAAAGACAGUGAUAUAGCCCUGCUGUUUUUAAUAAUUACAGCUUAAGCUAUCCACUAGUACUUAGUCCUUAAAAGGGACUUGUGGAAGUGCCCCAGGAUUACUGAGACAUUUCUUUCUACCUAAUGAGACAGUCUAGCAAAUUUCCUAGUUUUAUAUCUGUGAUUCAGUAGAAAUAUUUGUAGUGGUGUGUGACCACUUGAUGCAGAGCCUGGGUUUCUCUGUAAUAAAUCCAUUCACCAAAGGCAGGAGUUGUGGGCUUGCUGCUGGCAGGUGUGAAGUACAUGAGUGAAGGCAGCUGUCCUGGUGUGGGGCCAUUCUCUGUAGGAGUUUGGUCUUGGUGAAUAUGUUGGUGCAGGAAUUGGACUUUUAGGAGGGCUAUAGUAUCUCCUGACAGCACCUGCCUACCACUUCUGGGCAAUAAUGUUGGUAUUUGAGGUGGCAGGUAGGACAGCCUGCCUUCUGAUUUAUUUGGAUGAGUAGCUGAGCCAGUUGCGGGGAGGUAGGAUGAUUAAAGGAGACUUUUAAAAUUCUUGGUUAUACUGAAGACAUGAUUUGGGAGCCAAAAACCUUAACAAGUAAUCUCUUGGACCCUGAGCCACAUAUUUUCCUUAAAGUAUGCGUUUUUCCCACAAACUUUUGUUGGGUUAUAUUGUUGAGGAAUGAACUGAGAUGAAUAUGAGGUGGUUUUAUUUAAUGGCAUACUGUACUGGAAAUUUUGAAGACCUGCAGCAGACUUAAAUUCC